AUGCUGUUACCGCACUCCGCACUCACUGCACUCUCUUCUGCACUCUUCUGCUGGCGCAGGCUGGCCGGCUACAAGUUCUGCUACGUCCAGCAACGGGUGAUCCCCCGCUCCCAGGAAGGCAUCGGGUCCUGGAUCGGCAUCUUGAACUUUGUGGCCUACAUGGGCGUUACCGUCACCUGCUACAUAGCUAUCUUCAUCUUCCACGACUUGCAUUCGGCAAGCCAUUUCCAGCUGCUCCUGACUUUCGUCAUCGCCGAGCGCGCCGUGGGCAUCUUCAAGUUCGCGAUCGAGGCCUUCCUCUCUUCCAAGUCCGUGGCGCAGCAGCGCAUCGAGGAGUACAACGAGGAUGUCUUGGAUGCCGUGCUGUCCAAGGACACCGCGGAGGUGGCGGUGCCCAAGGGAAAGCGAGCACAUCUCCAGAACGGUUCCGCUUCCGCCGCUUCCGGCCCCUGA
This is a messenger RNA of Symbiodinium sp. CCMP2456, 453 nucleotides long. The record is from the annotation of a GenBank genome assembly. Lineage: Eukaryota; Dinophyceae; Suessiales; Symbiodiniaceae.